Gaeumannomyces tritici R3-111a-1 is the source of this 354-nucleotide messenger RNA. RefSeq lists its product as hypothetical. Bases 1 to 354 code for a protein of 117 amino acids. The transcript has a single exon. NCBI's taxonomy places the organism in Eukaryota, Fungi, Ascomycota, Sordariomycetes, Magnaporthales, Magnaporthaceae. The record is from RefSeq and is a predicted model, not a curated record.
AUGUCUCACGGCACCGUAGGCUACUUUCACUGCGCCUACACGUACGAGGCCCCGUAUACCGACCAGUCCGGGAAGCGCGUUUUGCUGCCAAGCCCGACCUACCGCAGCGCCUUUUACUCUCCGGCCAAGAAGGAUCACCAGGGGCAGAACGAGUGGUUCAAGGACAAGUUCCUGCCGGCCGCGGAGGCGCACAUCAAGAAGAACUACUAUGGCGACGUGGACAGGAACAACAAGGGGCGAACCUACGAGCGGUACAACCAGAAGUACAUGGUCCACGAGCUCAAGUUCUGCGAGAAGCUGCCGGUUCACCACGAAGGAAGGUUCAAGGGUCAGCCGUACGGGACGCAGAUCUGA